Scutellospora calospora is the source of this 1346-nucleotide messenger RNA. The record is from the annotation of a GenBank genome assembly. Lineage: Eukaryota; Fungi; Glomeromycota; Glomeromycetes; Diversisporales; Gigasporaceae.
AUGCCUCAAAUAACAAAACAGCAAAAGGACAAUCAGGAUCGACAACUAAAGAAUCCCGGUAAUAGACGAGUCCUUAGCAAUGGUAAUGUUGUUCAGGCACACUUAGACGCCCGAGGUGAACGUUUAAAGGUGGUUGUAAAAUUGAAUGAUGGUAUUCAGAUCGAUUUUCCCGUUCCUACUUCAAAGGAAGUUCGUGACCGGUUUUUUUAUAAAAAAGCAAAAUCGUCCGAUAAGCCUGCUAGACCUCCAAAUAAAUUUUUUAUAUUCCGAACUAUGUUCCAAGGUGCUGUUGACACCUUUAAACUUCAGGUUCCUAUCGUUUCUGGCAUCGCUAGUGAGGUUUGGAGAAAAUCUAGCGUCGAGGUUAAAGAAGUCUUUACGAGACUUUCGAAUAUUGCAAAAACUGAACAUGGGGAAAUUAACCCCGGUUACGUUUAUAAACCGCACAGAAAACAAUCGCACGAUACCGCUAACAAAUUCGAUGUUACUCUCCAUGAGAAAGUGGAUUAUGAGUCUGCUGAUUCCUCUCCAAGCCCUUCUUCGAGUACUCCUUCGUCACCUUGUACUCCUACCUUACCAUUAUGGGCUUCUUACCCUCCGAAACUCUCUGAAACUCUUCCUCAAGCAAACCUGUCCAUGCAACAGACGCCCCAUUUUAAUGUUCCUCCGUUUACUCUUAACGAUCUUUCUUCAAAUUCCGAUGCUUAUCCUGCAACUUUUGUGCAACCGCAACAAUUAACUUAUUUAUCUUUCGGCGACACUACAAUUCAGCAAUUCGUGUCUCAACCAAUGUUACAAUCUCGUUCUGAUUCUUCCGUUGAUCAAUUUCCUUUUGUUCCUCAACCUGAUUCUUAUCAAUUUUAUCAAUUUUCAACUCCGGAUUCUCAAAUUUACACUCUAACAAAUGACGUUCUGCUUGAUCAAAACUGCGCAUUCAGAUUGCAACCUCCCGAUUACAACAACGAAGAAAAUUCGGUUAUGCGAUCUGUUCCGUUACCUUAUUCCAUGGAUUACUUUAAUACAAUGCAUCAUGAAAUGACCACUACAAACGACAAUCCUGUUCAUUCUAUUCCUCAAUUUCCACAGUUAUCGCAAGAUUUUACCGACGUCCCAGAAUCUUCAAUAAUUCCAUGUCGUCAACAUAUUAAUAAUGAUGAUUUCGAAUCACAAACGCAAGAACAAUUACAAUUGGAACUACCGACUAUCAAUUUCCCUCAAAAUAUUCCAUCGACUAUUUCACAACCUUCGCAAUACAAUAAUACGCUUUUACGUAGUUGUUUUUUUUCUGAUGAUAUUGAUGAUGACGCGAUUGUUGUAAAAAAUUUAAAAGAGGAGGAUUUUAAUUA